This is a messenger RNA of Prunus avium (sweet cherry), 1492 nucleotides long. The record is from RefSeq and is a predicted model, not a curated record. NCBI's taxonomy places the organism in Eukaryota, Viridiplantae, Streptophyta, Magnoliopsida, Rosales, Rosaceae.
AUUUUUUUCGUCAAUAUUCAUGUCUUCAACAUCUCAAAAGCAUCAUCACCAUCAUGUUGCCGCUAGCACUUGUUCUGGUCUUCCUGAACUGUCACAUUGUUGCAUCCGCAUCCAUCAUCAACACCCUACCGGGCUUUUCUGGCAACCUCCCCUUUAAACUUGAAACUAGGUACGUGGGGGUGGGCGAUUUGGAUGAUGUGCAGCUGUUCUAUUACUUCAUUGAGUCGGAGAGGAGUCCCAAGGAAGACCCUCUACUGCUUUGGCUCACCAGAGGUCCCGGUUGCUCUGCCUUCUCCGGCCUUGUAUACGAAAUAGGUCCAGUAAUGUUCAACUACGCAAAUUCUAGUGGGAACGAACCAACAUUUGUGUUGAAUCCAUACUCAUGGACAAAGGUUGCCAACAUAAUAUUUUUGGAUCAACCUGUUGGUACUGGAUUCUCCUAUGCAAAAAGUUGGCAAGGAUACGAGACCGGUGAUAUAUCAUCCGCAUCUCAUACCUAUGAAUUUCUAAGGAAGUGGCUUAAAGAUCACUCUCAAUUUCUGAAAAAUCCACUGUACAUUACUGGUGAUUCAUAUUCAGGAAUAACUGUUCCCAUCAUUGUUCAAGAAGUGUCCAACGGCAAUGAAGUCGGGCAUGAACCACCAUUGAAUCUCAAAGGCUACGUGCUAGGCAAUCCAUUUACAGAACCAGUGUAUAACUCAAGAAUUAAAUUUGCUCACCGUAUGGCACUUAUAUCCGAUGCACUCUAUGAGUCAACUAGAACAAAUUGCAAGGGCGAGUAUGCUCAAGUAGAUCCAAGCAAUGCACCUUGUGUGGAAAACCUCCAAGAAGUCACUGAGUGCAUCCAAAAGAUAAAUCUUGCACAAAUAUUGGAGCCAAAGUGUAGUACUCUAUCUCCAAAACCAAAAAGAUUCAAAUGGGAUCAAAACUUUGCUGAAGAGGACUUGUUAGAUGUGCUGUAUUAUUCUACGAAAUCAUGGUGUCGUAAUUAUAACUAUGUCUUCUCCUUCAUUUGGGCUAAUGAUAAAACUGUCCAAAAUGCUCUAAACAUUCGAGAGGGAACAAUAAAGGAUUGGGAAAGAGGCAAUCAGAGCUUAUCUAGCAGUUAUGCACAUGAUGUGAGUACAAGUUUUGGCUAUCAUCGAAACCUCACUAAGAAGAACCUUAGAGCACUGGUUUACAGUGGUGAUCAUGACAUGGUUGUUCCAUAUGUGGGCACUGAAGAAUGGAUAAAAUCUCUAAAAUUGAGUGUUGAUUACCAAUGGAGACCAUGGUUUGAUAAUGACCAAGUUGCAGGGUACACCAACGCAUAUACAAGGAAAACGUACAGUUUGACAUUCGUGACUGUAAAGGGAGCUGGCCACACAGCUCCAGAAUACAAGCCUGUGGAAUGUCUUGCAAUAAUUGAUAGGUGGCUCGCAUAUUACUAUGUUUAAUUAGCUCAUUCAAGCAACUCCAACACACACAUAUAUAUAUUUGUAUUGAAAAUUUG